UGUUAUUUUUAUCGCUAUCGCUAUUCCCUCCACUGUGCAAGGGGCUUAAAUUUUACGACACGGUGGUCGCACGGAACAGAGUUUUAAUGUUCACGAGUCAAGCGCGAGGACAGAAUGAACAAAAUCAAUUGUAUUAAAAAUAUAAAUAAAACGAAAACUGUGAAGAGUGUGAGAAUCUCAAACACGGCCAAUUUAUAUCGUUAAGGCGCGACGCUCGUAGCGCUCAUAAUCGGCGGAAUUAUAAUUAGGAGAGCCCGACGUGGAAUAUAACAAGACAGGGAAGGAUAACAUUAUCGUCAUUAACCGCAUCCCGCUGAUACUCGCACGGAUAACAAGAUAAUAUGUGUUUCCCGUGGCUGAUUUCCCGUUACGAAAUGACACGGUGCGUCGCGUUUUGUGGCCGCUCGCGCGGAGAAUUUUUUGAGAAAGCGCAGAGAGAGAAAGAGAGAGAGACGAUGAUACAAUGACGAGCAGCACCCAAAUAAGCGCACACGCUUCGAAAACGGAACGCAUUAUGGAUUAGCGACAAUAAGCGCUUUGUGAGCCGCUUGUAACUAAACUCGUAAACCCGGAGUUUACUCCAGGAUUUGGAUACAAAAGAUAUGGGAAGCGAACCAAGGCUGUUAGGUCGUUCACGACGAUAUGCCUGGAAUGCAAGAAACGGAUAGCCGGCUCUAGGCCGGUACCUGAACCGUCGGCGAACACCGAAGUUACGAUGAAGAAAAGCACAAACGCAGAAACGCGCCAUGUAUCCACCGGAGAAGAAACUCCUCCGGAUCGUUCUUCACGCCGUCUUUUCCGCGUCUAUCUGCUCUCUCUGCGUAGAGAAUGUCUUUCUUCCUUUUGCGGUGCGAUAAACGAAGGCGGAAUUUUAGACGCGGUUGAAUUGCGGUAAGAGUAAAUGACGUUUAAAAAUCGUCGAAAAAUCUGAUUUUACUUGCGAACUAAUCUUCUCCGAAGACGUUGAGUGAUAAUAAAAAAAAAAAAUAGGACUGUCAUAAAAAAAAGUCGUAAUUAUUAUAAUUUUACGAUCACGGAAUAUAAGGAGAAGUAAUUUUACCCUAAUUUUCUCUUUAAAUGUGCCGAGGAAAAAACAUAAUUUUAGAGAAGCCCGAAAGAAAUCGGGACGCUCGUUGAACACAUUGCGAAAUCAGAAAAAAAAAAAAUACGUCUAUAUAUAGUCUGAGAACUGUUUACGCGGUCUUUCCUCUUAUAUUCGUCAUAUUAUCGACUGAUAAUUGACUUCGGGACGAAAUAACACGGUGGAGGCACACAAGUGCGCUACGCUAUAAGCACACAUGCGUAUACAUGUACACGAGAGGAAUGGUCUGAAAUCAAACCGUAAUGAGCUGAACGGUACAGCGUAUUAAAACUGCGAGCGGAGAAAAAUACGUUUUCCAUUAGCGCUCAUUGAGAUCUCGGGGUGGCCGUGUGCGCACGAGUAUUGCGCCCGUCGUACCAUAAUACCCGUCUUUGCGUCUGUGUGUCGAUGACGGUCUGCAUUAAAUAGAGAUGCUUGUCCCGCCGCCGCCGCCGGCCCGCAAAGUUAUCUGACCACGAACUCGCAGGAGUUAACUCGGUACCGCCGGCUGGCUACCUGCUGGAGAGAAUAACAUUUGUUUGAAAUUGUAACGGCGUUUACAGCCGUGUAGAAUGCCAUAAACCGCAGCUGUUAUUACCCGUCGCGCGGCGAUCGACCGAGUAUUAGCCUGAUUUUGGCGAUUUCUCACACACGCGAGAAAGAAACUCGAAUGACGCUCGUAAAACGGGGUCCGUUUAGAGAGUUUUUGCGCCCAUCUAAAUCGCUUUGGCAUAUCGAGCUGAAAUGAUUGAGUACAAUAAAUUGGGCUAAUAUGGAAAUCUCUAUUGUAAUACAAUGUAAUUGUGUGUUUGCGUCUGCAUUAACAAAAAACAAAUGUAUUACAAGAAUAGUAUUCAAUUACUCUUUGAUAAAAUAUUACGCAAAUGAUCUAAAAAUCAUUUCACAGAAUCUAUCAUAUCGCGCGACGAAGAAACGAAGUUAAAGAAGAAGAAGAAUAAAAGAAAACAGAAGACAGUAUGAUGAAGAAAGAAGUGGGAGCAUGGGCCCCGUUGUGGCCGCUUUUCCGUUCCUCUUGCUGCUCCCGUCCUGAAAGCCCGACUACCAGGAGUCCGUUCAGUCUUGCCUCAGUCAUCCACACGCAAACGUAGACGCGACGCACUGUGGAGGAGGGCACCGCGCUAUUUCUUGUUUACGUCCUUUCAAUAUCGUCGUCACGCAACCCCUCGGUGUGCAACGCCUAACAAUCACGUUCUCGUUCUUGACGGUGGCAGAUACGGCAUAUAUAACACACAAAUUUACGAUCACAAGUGAAGCAGAAGAUCUAAACCAUCUGAUGAUGCACGGAAGUCGCAGGAUAAUUCUCAUCCUCUGCACGAUGAUGAAUUACGCGAAACUGAUCUCGCCCUCGGCUACUUCAACGUACUUGAAACUCGGCGACGAGUGUAAUCGAGACCGGGACUGCGAGGUCGACAUUGCCAACAGCCAUUGUUACUUGGGUUACUGCCGAUGUCAGCCCUUCUUCGCCGGUUACAAUGAGACUCAUUGUCUCGAAUCGACUCUCUUGGGCAAUGAUUGUUUCGUGAAGGAACAAUGUUCUUUGAAAGUGGCGCACAGCAGCUGCCUCGAGGGUGUAUGCAAAUGCGAGGACGGAUACCUGCAAUUCCGGAGGCAUACUUGUCUAGGACCGGCAAAACUCGGCGAGGUGUGCUACGAACACGCUCAUUGUCGUCUCUGGGAUCCCGAGUCGCAUUGCGAUUUUCUCAUUCCGGAUUUGUUCGGUCGCUGCCAAUGCACCGCGCCGAUGCGUCGGGAGGGCGAUGUGUGCCGACCCGACAACCUCGUGAGACCCGUGCUUCCGGAAUACUUGCCGCUGCAUACGGAAUCGAUAAUAGAGGACGCCAAUGAGAACGAGCGCGACAAGGAAAUUGUCACCGAGGGACAAAAAGAAACAAAUUCAGAAGAGCAAGACACAGGCGUGCAGAUAUCCUGGCUGAAAAACGCAACGAUGCUCUUAUCAACGGAAGUGCCCAGUCAAAUGAUACCGGUAAAUCUGGUGACCAGGCCGUCCAUGAGCGUCAGACCGGGAUCUGACCGUCCCGGACCGCACGAACUCCCCGACGAUGACGACGCUAUUAUUAUCGACGCAGAAGUCACCGAACCCUCUAUUACAACUACGUCGAUUGCGCCGAUAAAAACUGAUCGUCACGAGAGCACGAUAAUGACAGCUGUCAGCUUGGGGUUGUCUUGCAUCGCCGACCUGGAGUGCCGUAUGGCCGAUCCGCUGUCGCGGUGCAUCAACGGUGUGUGCGACUGCGUCGCGUCCGCGGCGAACGGCACGUGCAACGCGCGACGAACAGGCUGCGCGCCGGGCACGUUCCAAUGCCGAUCGUCCGGAAGCUGCAUCAGCUGGUUUUUCGUGUGCGACGGCCGCGCCGACUGCGCCGACGGCUCCGACGAGGAGUGCACCGGUCCUCGUUGUCCGGUACAGGCAUUCAGAUGCAAAGAGACCGAGAUUUGCAUAUCGAGGUCCGGGCUGUGCGACGGCAACCUCGACUGCCCUCACGGCGAGGACGAGAUCGGCUGCAACAAUCGGCGAAAAUGUCCCGAGGGCGCGUUCAGGUGCAACAACGGUCAGUGUCUACCAGCGUACGAAUUUUGCAACGCGGUGGUGUCUUGCAGAGACGGCAGCGACGAGCCCAGGGGCGCGUGCAGGACACACAAUCGCGGCCGAGUCUCCGCGAGAUUUUGUCCGUUCAGGUGCGACAACGGCAGGUGUCGUUCCGACGCGAUAACCUGCAGCGGUCGGGACGGAUGCGGAGACGGUUCCGAUGAGAAGCACUGUAGCGUCUGCAGAUGCAGUGCGAAUGUCUAAAUCUCAUCUGAUAACUUCAUCGUGUCGCAUCGCAUCGAAAUGGGACAAAGGAACGAAGUGUAAAUAGAACCACCACCAACUGGCUCGUCGAUGAUUUGGCAGUGCUCGAGGAUCAAAGUGGACGAAGAUAAAAGUGAGGCGUGACCAAAGAUUGUUGAGCCGCCCGUGUCGUGGCCGACACCGUGGCUUUCGACACUUCGCGAUUUCGAAAAGACUGAUUUUUCUCGGACUGGGUUCAGAUCCAGUGUUAAAAAAAAAAAAAAAAAAAAAAAA
Molecule: messenger RNA, 4187 nt
Organism: Pseudomyrmex gracilis
Lineage: Eukaryota; Metazoa; Arthropoda; Insecta; Hymenoptera; Formicidae
Gene: ImpE1
Exons: 11
Coding region: 2376-3914 (512 amino acids)
Molecular function (GO): protein binding
Source: RefSeq, a predicted model, not a curated record